Molecule: messenger RNA, 2013 nt
Organism: Aureobasidium vineae
Lineage: Eukaryota; Fungi; Ascomycota; Dothideomycetes; Dothideales; Saccotheciaceae
Source: the annotation of a GenBank genome assembly
AUGGCCAGAACGAAAGCCCAAGCGAUAGAACAGGCUGGCGCGCCGCCUUCGUGGGACACACAGACUCUUGCGCGCACUCUUGACGACCAUGGCUCGGCUCCAAUCAAGAUCGCUUGGUCACGCACAAAUGGCGACUCCUCGCCCCUUCCACCUUUUCCAUUUCAUGUCUAUCUGACCCGUGGAGCAGACUCGUUGACCGCCGAUGAAGUCUUGGGCUAUCAGCUUCUAUAUCGUCUACACACACAGGAGCUUGCCGACCCGUGCUGGCAUCUCGAGCUGUUCACGGUCGUUCAGGAUAACGUCUUCGCCUGCGUAGAGCAUUACGAGCAAGAGAAGGCCUUCAGGAAGUUUGGAUUCCAUGCACCUUACAUGCCAGACAAGAAUUGUUUCCUAGUCAUCGACUCGGACAAGUGGAGAGAUGAGGGGCUGCUAUCGGUUCGAUACACAAAGGAGAGAGCUCACCUGCCUUACAAUGUGACGGCUGAGAGAUAUAAGAGUUGGAAUCACUUAGCAACUCGUCUCAGAGGGGAGUGGUCUGAACAGGGAAUGACAAACAUCGAGGAGCUGCUCGACGGGGAGAAUCUUGCUCGUGGUUGGCCAAUCAAUCUCAAUCUUUAUCCUGAGGGUGGUCCCGAUCAGACCGUCAAUGGAAUGACGCUCGCUACGUAUGAACAACCGAAUUCGUCCUCGGAUCAGCCUGCCGAUGAGGCGCCAGAUUUCGAGGACAUCAGCGUACACAUGAAUGGCACCGUCGCUGAGAAGCGCCAAGAUUCUGAAGGUUUCCCUUAUACAGCACUACGGUACGACGCGAGCCAGGCUCCUCGCUUUGUCUAUUACCUCUUUGUACUCGGUCGCGAUAUAUCAUCCGAGGACAUCUUGAAAGUCUUUACGCGGCUCAAUACAGGCUUGCUGGCUGACGUAUCAUGGACUUUGCACUUAUACCCGGACGCCACCAUGUCUUCCGCCUCCUCAAUCUUUGCACGAGCCAUGAAUUCAAGAGGCCAAUCGGACACGUCAACACACAUCCCUUCCAGCUAUGCCGGGCCUCCACUACAGAUGUAUCGAGAUGUAUACAUGUGUCUCGACGCUUCAAAGCCCCAGCCCGACGCGCCCAGUUUCUGUCUUGCUCGUCCAGGUCCAAACACUUUCCCGCGAUUGGAUUCUGAUGUGGACGACCUCGACCGCGUUCCAAACCAUCAAGACAAGUAUGCUGGCGAGCCGGACAGUCUUGAUCUUUACACAUUCAAUCCUGGGUCAUGGGAGCUUGCGGGAGAUAUGCUUCACACCUAUUUCACCCUCUGCUCACACACUCAGGCCGUAACUAGGUCGCUUUCCUCCUCCCCUAGUCCCAGUAUCUCCCUAAGUAUUUCAGUCAACUCAGAACUCAGCUCCAUUGCAGCGAUUGCUUCGCCGAUAGAGCUGUUCAUCACUUCUCAUGCCUCGUGCCCACUCACGCUGAAUGUCACGGGCACGAUCUUCGACACAUCAGACUGGCACUCGUAUCUACGCAUUGUUCAAAUCGACACCUCCGUUGAGUUACAUAUCGACCCUGUCAACAAAAGACCAACUCGCGUGUCUUCCCUUGGGGAACGCCUGCUCGACUACGGCUUCACAAAGCGCGUUUCAGACACCGGCGACGAUCGACCCCCACAUCUCAUAACUCUUUAUCCCAACACUCCGCUACAGCUACCCGUGCAGCGCCCGUUACCCGCCGAAUCUCUUGCCAACUUGCGCCCUGACGAGAAUGCAGACGACAAACGGUUCCUUGACAACCACAAAGUCGAAGGUCAAGCACAUUUCAAUGCACCUGACAUUUUCCAGAAGAGUUUGUAUGAGAGGUAUCAAGGCAGUUGGAAGGUCGGGAAACGUCAUACCAUUGAGCUGCGUGAUGACACUACGAUUCCGAGAUGGACUUGGGGUACUGCUGCGGAGCUCCAGGGACCUUAUGGGUUGCCAGCGCUUGCUAUCUAUGUGGAAGAGGGAGGGAGUCGGGAAUUUGUGCUUAUAGAUUGA